Messenger RNA from Lotus japonicus, 2481 nucleotides. Its product is annotated as pentatricopeptide repeat-containing protein At5g39710-like. NCBI's taxonomy places the organism in Eukaryota, Viridiplantae, Streptophyta, Magnoliopsida, Fabales, Fabaceae. The coding region runs from base 57 to 1778 and encodes 573 amino acids. The record is from RefSeq and is a predicted model, not a curated record. Gene Ontology annotation, molecular function: protein binding. The transcript has 2 exons.
AAAAGUGGAACUAGUUAAUUAAAAGAAAAAGAAAAAGAAAACCCUUGUUGCGAAGCAUGAAGCUCCUCCUCCGUCUUUCAUUCAACGGCGUGUUGCGGCGGCCGAGCGUUAACACUUACAACGUCGUAAUGAUCCGCGGCUUCUCUGGGAACUCAGAAUCAGAAUCAGAAUCGAAGGCUUACGCGGCUCGGAUUCUAUGGAGAUGCAGCCAGGAGCGUGUAGAUGAGGCUCAUAAGGUUUUGAGUCAAAUGAUUGAUACUGGGUUUUCUCCCUCGGUUGAUACAUACAACCACAUUAUUCAUGGCUAUUGCCGUGAUAACAGGUUUCAUGAGGCUCUGGGGAUCUUGAGUCAAAUGAUUCAUACUGGGGUUUCUCCCUCGGUUGCUACAUACAACCACAUCAUUCAUGGCUAUUGCGCUCAUAAGAGGGUUCAUGAGGCUCUGGGGAUUUUGAGAACCAUGCCUCACACACCUGAUGCUCUUACUUAUAACAUUAUAAUUCAUGAGUUUUGCAAACUCCACCACCUCGACAAGGCCUUUCAAAUCAAGGCGGAGAUGCUCAACAAUGGCAUCUUGCCUAAUCUUUACACGUAUGAGACGCUUAUUCACGCCCUGUGCCCGCUUCAAAGACUGUCUCAAGCCUUUCAUCUCUUCUGCGAGAUGCUGCGCAGGGGUCUGUUGCCGCGUGACCGCACUUAUAAUACUUUGAUCAAUGCUUAUUGUCUUCAAGGACAAUUCAGUAAGGCUUUUCAAAUCCAUCAUCAACUGUUACUACACAAUGCUGAUUUUGUUUCUGCCUUUUCGCCAUCUCUUGUUACAUACAAUGCACUUAUUCAUGGCUAUUGCUUUCUCGGGAGGCUUCAGGAGGCGCUGGGGAUUUUGAGGGGCAUGCCUCAGAUGGGAUUGUCCCCUGAUGGUGUUAGUUAUAACGCUGUUAUAUCCGCGUUAUGCCGAAUCCGGGAGCUGGGGAAGGCCUUUGAUUUGAAGUUUGAGAUGGAUGAAAAGAGCAUCGGUCCGUUGGAUGAAGACACCAAUGAAUCACUUAUGGAACCACUGUCGGAUGAGGAUACUUAUUCUAGUUUGAUGAAUGAAUAUUUUGCUCAAGGUAACUUGGAAAAGGCUUAUGCGUUGGAAUUUGAUAUGGAUCACGAUCGUUACAUGCUACCUUGUGUUACCAUGAGUGUGUUUUUGAAUGGACUUAACAAGAAAGCUAGGACAAGCGAAGCUAAGUGGAUUCUUCUGCGCAAGAUUUUUGAUUGGUGUUCGCGAUUUCCAACUUAUAUAAUAUAUGAUACCCUGAUAGAGAACUGCAGUAAUGAUGAAUUUAAGAGCGUGGUAGGGCUUGUCAAAGGCUUCAGCAAGAGGGGUUUAGUGAGUAAAGCAGCCAGAGCUCAUGACACAAUGCUCGAAGGGAAUUAUAAGCCAGAUGGAGCAGUUUAUAAUUUAUUAAUAUUUGAUCAUUGUAGAUGCCUUAAUGUUCGUAAGGCCUAUAAUAUGUACAUGGAGAUGGUGCAUUAUGGUUUUGUUCCUCAUAUGUUCUCUGCACUUGCUCUUAUUAAGGCUCUACAUUAUUGCGGAAGGCAGAAUGAGAUGAGUUGGGUAAUUCAAAACACAUUGAGGAGCUGUAAUCUCAAUGAGUUUGAGCUACCUAAAGUACUUAAUGAAAUUGACUUCCCGAAAUGUCAAAUUAAUGCUCUUUUGGAUGUACUAGCUGAAAUUGCCAUGGAUGGCCUGUUACUUGAUGGUGGAAAGUGUUCAUAUGCCUCAGCAAGAACCUAAUAUCUUCGGUUUUGCUUGUUGAACUCUGUUACCAUAAACCUUGAGCUGACUCUUCCAGCUUGCAUCUAGCUUGCUUUGGCUUGGAGACUUGCAACAUGGAAAGCUCUCCCUUGCUAGGAAAGCAGAUUAUCAUCUUUAAGUGGAACUCUACGGCUAUCAAAGACCACCUUCUAGACCAGUGAGUUUGAGGAGCUUGAACCAGUGUCAAUUAUAAGAGAAAGCCUCCUAGAGACUAGAGUCAUCGUGUGCUGCUGCUUCUGCAAAUACACCUGAAGAUCAUGUUUUUACUAAACUCCUUGAACAUAUAUAAUUUAGUUUCAUGCCACUUUUCUCUACUUUCUGAUGAAUGCUUCAAUAAUGUCAAUUGUAAGUUGAUUUUUAUUAUAUGAUGUAUGUGGCUGUACAAUUUUAUGAAUUCAAUUGUUGCAGGCAUCCAAGGUUACUGGAAAUUAUGCGUCAAGUGUAUAAAGUUUUGGACAGCCCUACCAUUCUGAAUUAAAUUCCUUUUGCUUUCUAAAACUUCAUUGAAGUGGAAGGUAGUAAUGAUUUAAGUACCUGUGAUGGCAGUAACUUGGUUUCACUCAGAUCAGAUCACCUUCAAAUUUUGUUUUUCUAGCUUGUAAAAUUAACUUAUCUCUGAUGCCACUGUACAUUAUACUUUGUCCAGAAUGGGGAAAUUUUGGAAAGUGCAGUCAAUUCUCUA